Messenger RNA from Notechis scutatus (mainland tiger snake), 5096 nucleotides. NCBI's taxonomy places the organism in Eukaryota, Metazoa, Chordata, Lepidosauria, Squamata, Elapidae. The record is from RefSeq and is a predicted model, not a curated record.
AUGAAGUUUCAGAAUCCCCUGCAGAACCCCAGGUGCUCCUUGCCACCACAGACUGAACCUUGCAGCACCUUCUGCUGGCGUCAGUUCAAAUCAGGCAACCUGGAAAGCACAGGGGGAAAAAGCGCCACCAUCGCCAAUGACAAGCGAAGGAAGCAGCAGCGAGCAGGCUGGAGCAAGCUGUCCCUGCUCUUGGGUGCUGGAUGCCGACAGCAUGUGACGCAGGCGGAGCACUGCUGGGAUGAUAUGGAAUGUGACCAGUUGCCUGCAGAGGCCCUUCGACAGGUGAAAGUCCAGCGUCACCCUGUCUAUGGAUUCGGUUUUGUGGCCGGAAGUGAGAAGCCGGUGGUAGUUCGCUCGGUGACCUCAGGAGGGCCAUCAGAGGACAAGCUGUUGGCAGGUGACCAAAUUUUGGGCAUAAAUCACGAAGAUGUAAGUGACGCCCCCAGAGAAAGAGUGAUAGAACUUGUCAGAGGCGCCAAGGAGGCCCUGGUCCUUACAGUACUACAGACUCAUCAGUCUCCCAAGUCAGCCUUUAUCAGUGCAGCCAAAAAGGCAAAACUGCGGUCCAAUCCGGUGAAAGUUCGCUUUUCGGAGGACGUCACCAUUGGCGAGACUGAUCCAGACAUGCUGAGGAAGGAAGCCCUCCUCCUGAUUCCAAACGUGCUGAAGGUUUUCCUUGAGAACGGACAGAUCAAGUCCUUCACCUUUGAUGGCCGAACUACUGUCAAGGAUGUGAUGACAACCCUGCAGGAUCGGCUGUCCCUGAGGCAGAUCGAGCACUUCUCCCUGGUCCUGGAAUAUGCCAGUCCCGAACAAAGCCACAAGUUCCUCCUUCUGCAGGACAAACAGCCCCUGGCCCACGUGGUACAGAGGACGCACUACCAAGGAAUGCGAUGCCUCUUCCGGGUCAGUUUCUUUCCCAAAGACCCCGUGGAGCUGCUGCGAAGGGACCCGGCAGCCUUUGAGUACCUGUAUAUCCAGAGCCGCAAUGAUGUGAUCAGAGAGCGAUUUGGGAUGGAGCCCAAGCCGGAAAUGCUGCUCGACCUGACUGCCCUGCACAUCUACAUCACAGUUUCGGCCACACGGCCAAGCCAGAGAGUCUCUCUCAAAAGCGUAGAGAAGGAAUGGGGCCUGGAGCCUUUUCUGCCCCCCUCGCUGUUGCAAGGCACCAAGGACAAGAGCCUCCGGAAGGCCCUGUCUCAGCAGCUGAAGGCCCAUCAGAACCAGCCCCCCUGGGGCACCAAGAUCACCACCACCCAAGCGAAGCUCCACUACUUGCGCCUCCUGAAUGAGCUGCCCACCUUUGCAGGCGUCCUCUUCAGCACUGUGGGACUGGGUGAGAAACAGCCAGCCACCACCCUUCUGGUGGGGCCUCGCCAUGGCAUCAGCCACGUCAUCGAUCUGAAGACAAACCUCACCACCGUGCUGUCCGAGUUCAGCAAAGUCAGCAAGAUCCAGCUCUUCAGGGAGAACCAAGGGGUGGCCCGGGUGGAAACAAGCAUCCUGGACACCAAGCCUCUGGUGCUGCUAAUGGAAUGGCCAGAGGCCACCAACUUCACCUGCCUCAUUGCUGGCUACUGCCGCCUUCUGGUGGACUCCAAGCAGAUGAUCCUUUCCCGACCCACCAGUCAGCCACCAUCGCUUCCACUGACCAAGGCAGGUGCCCCGUUCCUCGGCCAUCAGCCUCUGGCACCAGCAGGGCACCUGGCUAGGAAGGAGAGCAGGCUCCUGGGAGGCUCUCUGCCCAGCCCCGCAGAUCCCCUGGGCUCGGAGCUCCUCAGUUUUUGCUACCUGCACCUGCGGGAGCGCAAGAAGGAGCCCAAGAGCAGGACUGACGUCAAUGAAAACCUGAUCCUCUCUGAGGAGUCCCGGCCCCGGACCAAAUCGGAUCCCACCUCCGAGAGCUCCGGGCAAGACUGCCAUGGGGCCGCCCAGGACUGUGAGCCCCACGGCCCAGAGCAGCAGUGCUGGGCCAACAGAGCCAGGGCGUUCACCCUGGACAGCCAGCAGGGCAGCCAGCCCCAGCACCUGUACUGUGACUCCUGCAAGGCCCAAGUCAAGCGCCUGCAGCCGGCCCCUCACCGAGGCGGCCAUCGUGGCCCCACACAGGACAACAUGGUGGACCUGACCUCCCUCCCCCCUCCAGGGAGCGAUGAAGAGGAGGAUGAAACCACCUCCCUUCUCCCCAUUGCUGCACCACCUCCCGGCUUCCAAGACAACAGCUCUGACGAGGACGACUCUAAACGCCGGGUGUCAGCAGCCGCCGCCGCCAUGGCAAAAGGGCAGGAGCCAGGACGCCAGCUCUGCAGCCUCCUGUAUGAGGAGAUUCCUGUGACGCUCAUAGAUAGCAUGCCAAUGCGGACAGUCCGAGAUCACGCCCAGGACCUGGACGAUGCUCUGGUCUCCACGCUGCAGGCCCUGGAAGCUCUGGCGGCCUCAGAAGAUGGUGCGGCCCCUCAGCCGCAGCAGACGGCAGGCCUCAUCGUUCUGGCUGCCAUCACCCCAGAGUCAUCAAUGGACUCCGGCCACGAAACCAACUCGUCUGAGAUCCCCGCCGUCCCUGAGAUUCUCGCCGCUGUGCAGCAACGCCAGAACGCUGCCUUCUUCCUGACUCAGCAGCUUAGCAAGGAAGGCCUCCUGGCCCGGAAGGACCUUCCUUUCCGCAUCCAGGCUGGUUGUGCCCACGGGCCGCCUUGGCAUCGAGAGCCAGACCCAACCUCAAAUGCCACCUGCACUACAAUCAAGCGAGAAAUGGAGAAAGGCUGUGCCCAGCCCUCACAGCAGACUGAGCUGCCCAAAGCCAAAGGCUCCUUCCCCUGUGGAGCAGCUGCAGCCCCACAAGCCGUCCCUGCCCUAGGAAACAGCCACCCGGAGAGUGGGCAGAGAGCAGCUCCUGUCCUGAUUGCACCAAGUCUGCAGUCAGUUGGCCACAAAGCCUCCCUUUCAGCCGCCGCCGCCGCCUUGCCCACUGAAGGCAGCACUGCCCCCUGGGGUCCCCAGGCCUGCUCUGCGGGCCGGCUGCCUCCCAGCCUUCCCUGCUCUCAGAAGCAGCCAAGCAGUGAGGCCUGCCAGUGGAACCCGGGACCCCCAGGCAGUCCCGGAAAAGUGGUUCCUCCUCCCCUGCCAGCAGCAGAAGAGGAGAAGCAGGCACCCCAGAGCUGCCAGCCAAAGGGAAGGCCAGAGUGGGCAGGGCAGCUGGGGGCAGAGGAACUCCUGGGCCAGGGAGAGGGUGCCAAGCCACCUGGCCAGAGAGAGACGCUCGUCAGCCAGGAGGAAACGGGACAGCACGAAACUGGUGCCAACAGCCGCAGCACCCUGAGGCCCCCAUCCUGCAAGAGUCCACAGGCUGUCAGCAGUCCCAGCGGGGAGACUCUGAAGGGGAAAGUCCCCCCAGGAGGUGCUCAGACCGGAAGCCUGCCCUCCGCUUCCAUGCUUUCAAAAAGGCCCGAAAAGGCGCUGGCCAUUACAGCACCAGACUCGGAUCUCCCGGCUAAGCCUAAAGUGCCCAAAGCAUCUUUCCACUUCAAGAGCCUCAUUUCUGCCACCUUCCCAACCCGACUCAGGAGAGAGACCGAUGAGCGGCAGGCUCAGCUGCAGAAAGUGAGGCAGUACGAGCUUGAAUUCCUGGAAGAGCUGCUUAAGCCAAAGGCCAGGAGAGACCCUGUGUCUCCGGAUCAUCUGGACCCCUCGGCCACGGGCCGCUGCACCUGCCAGGUCCGGACCAGCCCUGUGCAGACUGUGCCAGGGAUCUCCAGGGAACAGAGGCGGAGUUGUGACUGCAAGCGGCUCAGCCGAGGCACCAGGCCCCUGCCCGGCCAGCCAACGGCACCAGGCCCAGAGAGGCAGAGCAGGAGCAGAGAGCCGCCGCAGGCAGAAGGGCCAAGAAAGGCUGCCGCCGGAGCCCCUGCCAAGGGCAGCCGUAUCAGAUCCACCAGCCUGGAACUGAGAGGUUGCCGGCCUGGCCCUGAACACAGCCUGUCGUGCCUGACCACAUGUGCCUCUCCUGGGGAGUGCGUAGGAGCUCCGCACUACAAGAAGUUGAUGCGGCGUUACAGCGUCAGCGAAGUUGAAAAGACGGAGCAACCCUGCCCAAGUUCUCCAGGCUACCCAAGCCAUUACCUGCACAAGCUGAGGGAGACCCCUGCCCAAGCCCCUGCCUCCAAAGGUGAAAUGCAGGACCCCCACCCCACAGCAGCAGACCCCUCUUAUGUCGAAGUGACUGAGAAGAGCCAGAAAGGCGGUGCUGGGCUUCCUUUUCAGGAGGACAUCUAUCCGAGCCCUCCCAGACUGCCAGAGGAGGAUGGAGACAGGCAGAGGUGCUGCUCCUUUUGGUACUGCUUCUACUACAGGAAGUGCGACAUGGCUGAUGAUGAUGGGAGUGAAAAGGAUGAGCUUUCUUAUGCCAUUCCCAUGCAGAUCGUCCCAGAAGGGAAGGUCGGCCACCAGGCAAUCCCAGUGGUGAGCAGAACCCUCCAAGUCCUGGAUGCCAGUGUCUGCAGCUCUCCAGACAACCAGACCCAGGAGAUAGACCUGCGGAGCUCUUCCUUUGAGGGCAGCCUGGCCAAGAUCCACGCCCUGAAGGGCCGCACCUACACCUGGCCCAACGGGUUCCUGGCUGUGCAGCUGGACACCAGUGAACUCUUGACCAUCCUCCGGCAGUGCAUCGUGAGCCCCGAGGCCCAGGAAGGCAAAGCGGAUCUCCCUCAGUUGACUGGGUACAAGCAAGAGUUGGCCCUGAAGUUCAAGGACUUCCGGGCCUCCUGUCGCCGAGUGGCCGCGGUCAACAAGAGCCCAACCCACAUGCUGUCGGCCGUGAGCAGCAGCUUCCAAGUGCUGGGAGGCUUGAUCGAGACCUUCGUGCGGCUGGUGAACGUGCUGCGCUCGGGCUCGCAGCGCCGGGCACUCUUGGCCAAAGUGGAAGAGAUCGUGAGGAACUACACGUUCCUGUUGAGAGCUGCCGAGGAGUCCACCGCCCGAACCGCCCACCGAGGGGACCAGGAAGCCGAGCAGCUGAGCUCGGCGGCCUCCGUGGUGAACACGCUCACGCGCUCCCUGAAGACACUGAUGAGCAAGUAGAUCAGUGUCUGCGCCGGAGU